CCGAGCUGAGCGUAACCAUCGCAGUGGGAGCUUCACUGUUGUUCCUCAAUGUUCUGGCAUUUGCUGCUCUGUACUACCGCAAGGAUAAGCGCCGGCAAGAACAGCACCCGCAACCCAGCCCACCACGAGCCACCACCACCAAUGACGUGAACCGGCACGCCCCUGAAGAAGAGAUCAUGUCCCUGCAGGUGAACCAGACGCACCACGAGUGCGACUCAGGGCCGCCCGGUGACCCGUUACGGCUCGCUUCUCUUCCCGACUACACACUGACUCUGCGGCGCUCGCCUGACGAUAUCCCACUCAUGACGCCGAACACCAUAACCAUGAUCCCCAACUCGUUGGUGGGCAUGCCCAACCUACAUCCCUACAACACCUUCACGGCUGGCUUCAACUCCACCGGCCUGCCACACUCCCACUCCACCACGCGUGUAUAGCUUUAUGGUGACAAAGGGAGGGAUGUGGGGAAAGCCUUUGGUUUUAAUGAAAACGUUGAAGUGAGAGGAAGGGGAUCAGGACGAUGACGGAAACAAAAUGAUUUGAAUAGACUUUUGCAAAAAGCAGUGACACGUUCUUUCCAGAUGUCAAGUUGUGCAAACCUGCCAAAACAGAACUGCUCUCUUUCCUGUGAAAAGGGACAAGGGUUUCAAGCAGUAUUUUUUCUAAUCAUCGUUAAAAAAACAAACAAACAAAAAACGCCUUUUUAUGCAGAAUCGGGCGAAUCACUUUUUUCUUGAAUAAAUAACAAAAAACAAAGGAAAGUGCAUUUUAUUUCCCAUCAUAGUCUUUUGUGGGAAACAUGUUUCAAAACAGUGGCCUC
Molecule: messenger RNA, 817 nt
Organism: Sinocyclocheilus grahami
Lineage: Eukaryota; Metazoa; Chordata; Actinopteri; Cypriniformes; Cyprinidae
Product: neuroligin-3-like
Exons: 1
Coding region: 177-434 (85 amino acids)
Source: RefSeq, a predicted model, not a curated record